AUGAACUUGAUAAUACAUGGUGUGAUAUUUUCAUUUUCAUUAAUAUUUGUUGUUGCUUUCGGAUUACCUGAAGCUCAGCAUGUAAAAAAUGAUAAUGGAAAAGUGAGGAAAAUUGAAAAUUAUGCUGCUAACCAGAGUAGUAAUGUGGAAAAUGAUUUGGUUUUGAAGAAAGUUGAAGAAAGAGGUAAUCGUGACACUGUUUUAUCAGGCCAAUUCAGUCCAGCAAUCCAUUUCUUCUCAGACAGUGCCAAAAAUGUAGUCCACGAAAGUGCAUCCUUUCUCAGGACCUUAGUCGAGCAAAUUGUCGACAGAAAAAGACGUAGUUUAAGAAAAAUCAAAGAUGGCUUGAAAAGAUUAUGGAAAGCUAAUAAAGAUUUAGUCAAAGCAUUUUUGAACCCUAAAUUUUACGAGGCUUUAGUUAUUGGAUCUUUGGAAUUACCAAAGUUGGUGACAGAGUUGUACGAGAAGUGGGAUCCUGCUAAACUUGAUGAAGUAAUUUAUGUUGAAGCUCCUCCAGUUCUACCUGGUAUUCCAGGUAGUAAUCCAGGUGGUAUAUUUUCUACAACAGGCACGUCUGGAAGUUAUCCUGGAUCUGGUAGUUGGUCUGGAAGCGGAUCUGGAAGCGGAUCUACAAGUGGAUCUACAAGUGGAUCUACAAGUGGAUCUACAAGUGGAUCUACAAGUGGAUCUACAAGUGGAUCCGGAAGUGGGUCUGGAAGUGGAUUAUGGAAUGGGUCUGGAAUUUUACCAGGAAUAGUUCCAGGAAUACUACCCACUGCACCUUUUCAUACAUCCCUUCCAACUGGUAUAAAUAUUGCUAGUGGUAAUGGUAUAAAUUUACCAACUCUUAGGCCUUCUCAACCAGGAGGCAUUUCCAUAAAUUACAAUUAA
Ctenocephalides felis (cat flea) is the source of this 891-nucleotide messenger RNA. RefSeq names its product corneodesmosin-like. The record is from RefSeq and is a predicted model, not a curated record. Bases 1 to 891 code for a protein of 296 amino acids. The transcript is spliced from 2 exons. Lineage: Eukaryota; Metazoa; Arthropoda; Insecta; Siphonaptera; Pulicidae.